Molecule: messenger RNA, 1644 nt
Organism: Drosophila gunungcola (fruit fly)
Lineage: Eukaryota; Metazoa; Arthropoda; Insecta; Diptera; Drosophilidae
Product: suppressor APC domain-containing protein 2
Exons: 2
Coding region: 244-1557 (437 amino acids)
Source: RefSeq, a predicted model, not a curated record
AACUGCAAAGCAAAGUGGUUUAUUCGAAAAGAUGUUACACUCUUAACUAAAAACUCCUUUUAAAAAGUUGUAUUAAAAAAUGUCAUUACCAUUUGAAAUAUAAAAACUAAGAAUCUGGGUUAAAUUAGUUUGGUUCAUGGCCUGAGUCUUUCGUUUGGCACCAUUCAAUUAAAUUCUACGAGAUUCGAAGCGUGCAAAAUCUACACACAUUCCAUUUUGACUUACCCAUGCAAAUGAGCUCCCAUGAAUAUUCAGUUAUGCAUUGGGAGCAAGCGUGGGACGAUCCGUAAUGCCAUCCCACUACUUUUCAUUUUGCACCACCCGCAGACGAAGAUGCUCCGCCAGAACACCAGCAUCAGUCUGCUGAACCUCAGCAUUGGCGACGGAGGAGGCGGCAAUGGCAAUGGCAAUACCGGUCAGGCACAGUGCCAAUCCCUGGACAUGGAUGCUCUGCCCAAGCAGUUUGUGCUGUCCAUGAAGAAGCUCUUCGACAUUCUGGACGACAAGCAGAGCGGCUACGUGCGCUACACGGACAUCGAAAAGGGCUGGCAGGACGACGGCUCCAAGGGACUGCCCCGUGGGGUGCUGGACUCACUGCGUCGGGUCACUCCCAGCAGUGGGCUGCUCUCCUUCGAGCGCUUCUGCGCGGGACUAAAGUUGUGCCUGCUCCGAAAUCAGCAGCAGGCCCUGGGAGAAGUGAAGAUGCGGCCUCGUUCCCAGGCGAACAUGGCUCCGGAGAUGGACUACAGUUCUCCGGCUCCACCGCCCAAGCCGCCACGUCAGGUGGCCACAUCGCCGCCUGCCCUGGGAAAGGUAGACAUACGCCAUGCCCUGCAAAAUUGGCAGCUCAAUCUAAUGGCGGAUGCAGGAAAGACCAAGGCGCCGCAGACAAGGGAGCAGUUUGAGCACCGGGGAUCCGCGGAUGGCGGCUCCUCCUCAACCUCCGCCUCGGCCACCGAUUGGAGCCUGGCCGCCCUUCCCGCCUUGCCCAAGAAGUCGAGCAGCAAGCGCCGGGAGUCGCGAAGGCACACGCUUCAAAAUGGGAUCGAUUACAACAUGCUUAAGCGAAUGAAGCAGCUGGAGGAGCAACGGGAACUGCUCUUGUUUGGCCUGGAUGGCGUGGAGAAGGCGCGCGACUGGUACAUGCAGCAAGUGCUUAAUGUCCAGGAGCAGAUCAAGUAUUUCGGUCGCUCGGGAACCAGAUUUGAGCAGUGGUCUGAGCUGCAGCAGGAGCGACUCAACUUCCAGCGUGGUCGUGUUCUGGAGGCCAAUCGCAGUCUCCAGAUCCUGGCGGACACCUGGGAGCACGGCGGCUACCCACUGCACAUUAACCUGGCCCUGCCGACGGCCGCCGUAUCGAAACCCCGACAGAUGUCCGAUCUUCUAAACCGCGUCCGCGAGAAGCCGCCUCUCCUGUCGGAUCUGUACGAGCCACAGCACUCCCAUCCGCACCCGCACCCGCAGUUCCUGCGUGCCAUGUCCAACUUUGUGCUCAGUCAGCCCUCGCCCGUCAGCCAAUCCUCCGCCGGACUUGGUGACGCCGAUGUGGUCUACUGAACAACCAAGAUAGCUUACUUUGUAAAUAGUGUAUUAUUAAACGACUCAAUCUCUAAACUAGAGGGGAUUUGGGUAGCGGCGCAUGUA